UAACUCAGCGUAACUCAAGGGAAGUGUUGUCACUCCAGAGUCUACAGCAAAAGUUGAGCUUGGAAAAAUCUUGGUUAUCCUUAAAAAAAAGCCACACAGGUGGAAUAGAAUUUUGGAAUUGAAGUUUGCCGUAUUCAGGAGUUGGAGAUGUGUAAACACUUCAAGAGUCUGCUCAACAUCUUGAGGCUGCUGGAGAUCAUACUGUGUACGUUAGCCUUGGUCAUCCCUAUGUUUAGGGGUAGGAUGGUGAACCCAUACGGCAUCUACUGCGAGUUCAUCUGGGUCUUCUGUGUCAUUAUGGCUGUGGUCCUACUGGUGUCCGAGAUCAUGCAAUUGCACAUCCUCCUGCCCAACUGGGACGACCUUGUUUGCGGUCUGACCAUGCUGUGCACGCUCAUGGUCGCCGCCGCCACGCUCAUUUUCGCCAUCGUCUUUGGCUGCCUGUCGUGUAUCAGCAGUGUCUUCUGCAUCAUCUUCUCAUUGGCCGCUACCGUGGUCUUCCUGGUAGACAGUGUCAAGAGAAAAAUGAAGUGUCCAAAGGGCUAUCUAUCAAACCUAAGGGGUAUUCUGAGAUUCACAGAGGCCGUCCUGGCUUGCAUCAUCCUCGCCGGCGCCACCAACUACUUCCUGGGUGUGGAAGGCGAAUUCCGUCCACCAGCCAUGUUGUGGUGCAUUGUAGUCUAUGCAGUCUGUCUCCCUGUGACCGUUCUCAUCAUACCCAUCCAUCUGUGCAGUCUACUUGAAUGUCUCAUCUCCUGUAUUGGGAUGGAUCUGUUGGAGUUGGUGUUUAACAUAGUGGCUGUGGUGUUGUACCUGUCUGCUGUCAUCCUCUGGCCUGUCUUUGGUUACAAGCACUACCGUGAGUACAAUCCACCAAACUGUGACUACUGUCGCCAUAACGACCUGGAUGUGGUAACUGUGGGGACCAUUGCCAAUCUCAUCCUCUACGUCGUGGACUUGGUUUUCACCAUCUUGGCUCGACUGAAAUCCUAACAUCUUGCUAAGUUAAGAGCUUCUAGAGGUGUACCUGGGUGGCAUUGACAUCCUGGCCGUGCUUCUGUACACCUCCCCUGCGACCUUGCCUUCAGCUUCCAGAACGGUUUUCCAUCUGCCAUAACUGCACAUGGGACAAUCUGAUGGUUGUGGCAUAUGUCAAUCUUUUACGUUGUGGAUUUGAUUUAUUCCCUGUGUUAAUUGUUGUUCUUUUUCAUAACAUAAUGGAACCUAUGGCGCUUUACUUGAAAGCCCAGAUGUAGAGUACAUCCUUGUCAAUGAAACUCUUCACCCUCUUUAUAGUGGACCUGGGGAGAAUCUCAAUUGCAUACUCCUCGCGUCCUCUUGCCGAGGAGGAGGAGAGAGGACACGAGGAGGAUGCAAUCAAGAUCUUCCCCUGGUUUUUACCCUGCUCUGGAUAUUAGGCUUCAAACGCCCAGAGCUGACCUCUGGUGGGAGCUGAUCUCUCUUCGGUCUGUCUGUCUAAUCCUGUACGGAUCUCGCAUGAAUUCUUCAUUAAGAUAUGCAUAGGUGAAAAAGUUACCCAUGUAUAACUGUCACGAGGUGGAAAAGGUUAGUUUGGAUCUGGGUUGAUCAGGAAGAGUGAAGUGGAGGCAGGCAACAGUUUCAACAAAUAACAUAUUUAAUAGGGCAUGGCUUUCUGAUGGUUACACCACACAAUGUUCUGUUCCAUGGUUUUUGUUUAGCCAAUGCAAAUAGAUUAAAAGUUCAAAAUGACAUACAAAUACCAGAAAGAAACCAACCAAACCAAACAGAAACGGGCACUGGAAGUGGUGCAGCCCAGGAGGCAGGUGCCCAGUUGCUCCUUUUUUGGUACAGUUUCUUCAUCUCAAAGAGUUCUCACCAAACGGAUGCGCUCUCUCGCUCAGCCAACAAAGGGCUCCACCACGACUCCAGACUGCAUGACUUCCUGUGGGCGCCCACCCCUUAAACAGGGGUUAAAUAGAAUUCAGACGAACACUUACUUAAUCCAACAUCCAAUUAAAUGUCUGGGAGAGUUAAUGAGUCAAUCAGUCCCACCUGUGACAUACCAUUUAUACAUGUUAGCCAUUUCCAUGGCAACAGGGCCUUCAUACUGUAAGUAAUUGUAUUUAUAUGGAAUGCAACAGCAUUACAUGGCCAACCUAUGCACAAGUACUGUAUAAUGUAUUGGACUCACUCACGACUUCACCUGUUGGGAUUAGUACUCUUCUGAUUGUUGGAGAUGCCACCAAGACAGCGGAACUGUAGUCCACUUGCUGUGGGCUUGCACAUUCAACAGUUCUGGACUGGUGUUCAUGAGGUACUAACUAGAGAAAGUAGCACAAUGUACAAUCCCUUUCAGUCCUAGUUAAUACUCUAAGACUCCUCUAAACUAAAACACGUACAUUAUUACACUGGGAAUUGAAUACAAAGUGCCUCACUCUGUGCCCGAAAACUCAAUCUACAAAUGGAAAAGUGAUGAUACCCCCCACAAUGCAGGAGUGGCACCUGCUCCCGGGGAAGACUGCUGACCUUGAAUGACCCUCUUAUAGACUAAUCCACCACAUUGAAAAGGGCCUAUUAAGAUGGGUGGCCGACCUUGACACUUUAUCAACCCCACCAGUCACCCUUGAUACCUACUGUCCCUCCAUCUGCCCCCCCCAUCAACCAUCUUUUAUUAUAUCUGUAUUAUUGUGUGUUGUCCAUGUGAUUCACAUGUUUUUUCAUUUUCUUUGUCUGUAGGCUAGGGCUUGUACCCUUUUUCUUUUGUUAUGUGUAGUGGCGUGUGUUAAGUUAUUCCUUGU
Molecule: messenger RNA, 2780 nt
Organism: Oncorhynchus masou masou (cherry salmon)
Lineage: Eukaryota; Metazoa; Chordata; Actinopteri; Salmoniformes; Salmonidae
Product: myeloid-associated differentiation marker-like protein 2
Exons: 2
Coding region: 148-993 (281 amino acids)
Cellular component (GO): membrane
Source: RefSeq, a predicted model, not a curated record